This is a messenger RNA of Cercopithifilaria johnstoni, 2124 nucleotides long. Lineage: Eukaryota; Metazoa; Nematoda; Chromadorea; Rhabditida; Onchocercidae. The record is from the annotation of a GenBank genome assembly.
AUGGAUGGCUCGAAGGCCUUAAUUUUGGUUGGGAUGGUAAGAUGUUUGGUCCUGAACAUACAGAAUGGUGAGCCUACACGACCUACAAAGCCAUGGCACGAGGAGAGCGCCCAGUUUAAUGGUAGACUCUCUGAACAGCUGCGAAAGGAUGACGUAUUGGUACGGUUGUCAAUUGGUGAUUUGGUGGGUCAAAAAGUGACGGUGAACAAUGUGCCGUGGACUCCUGAUCGCGAUCCAGCGGAACAGAUUCGCAAGGAUUGGAGUUAUUUCGAGCCAGACCCAGUUUAUCCAUUAAACAACGUUACCGUAGUGACAUUUUUUGGUGUUCCAUAUGCUGAGCCGCCAGUUUCACAAAGAAGAUUCAAGCCUCCGCAGAUUCUUACAGAAUUUCCCGGAAAGCAGCCUUUCCUGGCUAUUCAACAUCCACCAUCAUGCGCACAAAAUGUCGAAGCUCGACCAACAUUGUUUGUUAACGAUCCUUAUCCGUUCCAUAUUAGCGAGGAUUGCCUUUACUUGAAUAUAUUCACACCUGAUACAUCGUAUAGUGGCCGCCCUGUUAUUGUUUUCUUUCAUGGAGGUAAUUUUCAAACUGGUUCGUCAAAUGAAUGGCCGGGCCAUAUAUUGUCUUCACGGGGUAUCGUUGUUGUUACUGUAAACUAUCGCCUCGGUGCUUUUGGUUUUCUAAGCUUUGGCGACGCAAAUACUGGCAAUUAUGGUUUGCAGGACCAAGGAACUGCAUUGCAGUUCGUGCAAGAUCAUAUAGCUGCUUUUGGUGGGGACCCAAGGCAAGUAACAAUUGUUGGACACGAUGCCGGAGCGGUCAGUGUUGGUCUACAUAUGCUGUCACCUUUUUCGAAAAACUUAUUUCGAGCAAGUGCUGCAAUGUCAGGUGCUGAAAUUUCAUACCAUUCAACUAUUGGCAAAUCUGCUCUUGCAUUCAAUAACACUAUCAAACUAGGUCGAUAUUUGGGUUGUACGCAGUCAACAGCAAAGCACAUAUGGGAUUGCAUAUUAACGCGAUCAACGAAUGACAUUAUACAAGCUGUUCAGACAAUACCAGUGGAAUACAAUCGUUACCUCUUUUUGCCUCAUGUGGAUGGCCGAAUCAUUCCAGCUCAUCCAAUGUUUCUUUUGAAUUCUGUUGCGACUGGCAUCACUAACUAUCCUUCUGCCGUGCCUUAUCUUACUGGUUUCAAUAGAGAUGACGGCUCUGAAGUAAUACUUGAAAAUCGGCUCCUGGGAGAAUUUAGUGAUUUUGUUUUGGUUGACCAUGAAUACCUCAAAAAUUACAUACUUGAAUAUGCUUUUCGCCACAAUUAUACGACGAAUCGCGAGGCAGUAACGGAAGCAAUUAUUGAUCGUUAUACUUAUUGGCCAGAUGCGUCCGACGAACAUGCAGUGAGGAGAGAAUUCAUUCAUAUGGCGACAGAUGCUUACUAUGUUGCCCCAAUAAGUCUUUCUGCACAUUUGCAUUCUGCGGCUGGUUCGCGAGUUUUCAUGUAUGUUAAUAAUUAUGAAUUUGGUCGAGGAUCCAGCAAGCGAUUUUUUCCGAAUUGGAUGUCUGUAUGUCAUGAUUGUGAUUUAUAUUUACUGUUUGGUUUCCCAUUUAUGUCGAAGGAUCUGUUGCCGAAACAUUUUGGAAAUAUAUCAUGGACAGAUGCCGAUCGAAAUGCUAGUCAGCUUUUAACAUCUGUAUUUCGGCAAUUUGCGACGUAUAUGAAUCCAAACAUUCCAAUGGAUUCUGGUUGGUUAGCUUUUGAGCCACGGCGGCAUUGGUAUCUCAAUUUCAAUUACUCGUUAUAUUCUGAUCUUACCAAGCUUGGUAUAUUAGAGCGCGAUUAUCGUUGGGACUUCGUGUCAUUCUGGAAUAUAUACAUUCCUUCGUUGGUGCAGUACAUGACGACAACAUUUCCGUCUCUUGAAGUUAAGAUUCGAAAAGAAUUAGUGAUUUAUCAGAUGGCACUUGGUAUAGUUGUUUGCAUACUGUUUGUGAUUAUGGUUUUGAUGUGUCUUUUUGCAUAUCUGCUAUUUGAGAGGAAUCCAAAACGAAUUGUGAAUCGUAAAAGAUUGAUACUUGACGUAAAUCGCUUUUCUCGGCAGUGCAGUCAAGAAUCGUGUUUGUAA